Molecule: messenger RNA, 2232 nt
Organism: Panthera uncia (snow leopard)
Lineage: Eukaryota; Metazoa; Chordata; Mammalia; Carnivora; Felidae
Gene: TMEM229B
Product: transmembrane protein 229B
Exons: 3
Coding region: 810-1313 (167 amino acids)
Source: RefSeq, a predicted model, not a curated record
GGAGAAUCAUGAGAGAUGAUGUACUGGAAAAAGUGUUUUAAGUUCUGCCCACAUUAGUUGCUAUAAGGGCUCUUCACACAUUCAUAUGCUCCAAAAACGUCUAGUUCACGCCCUGUGGUCCACAAAGGAGCCUCAUGCCACCUACACCAGGGACCUGCUCUGAGGGGCCAAGGAGUGUCAGCGGGGGCUGGGGACAACAUGUGUACUUGGAGGCAGGGGUGGGAUCCCUGCUAGAUUGUUGCCUCCUUGUCCAGCCCCCAGCAGCUCCCUGGUGGAAGAGCCUCAGACCAGGAAGCAGGAGGUGUCCGGUGCCAGGCCAGCCUCGGAAAGGAGCCUCUUCUGACUGCAGCAGCUUCAUCUGCCAGGGCGGCAUCUCAGCCAGCAGCGGCGGGCUCCCAGGGCUGACUGCAGCGACCAGCAGGCUGUGCUGUCAGGAUGUGGGCUUUGGUUUCUGUUUCUGUUUUGUCUCGUGCUUGUUGAUGUGGCCUGCUUAGUUCCCCUGGGAAGGGGAAGUGCCGGUGGGUGGGAUUGAACUCCCAGGCACAGGUCAUGGUGGUACUGGGGGUAGAGGGGGUAUCGGACAUGCCCCAUGAAAGCCCUUUCCUUGAGGGACACAUGGAAGCCAUCCAUCCACUAGCCGAGGAUCAGCUGAGCCCUGGGGCUGAUGCUUGCCCACACUGCUGAGAAUGGCACGGAGGCCCAGCCAGGCAGCAGGAGAAAGGUUAACCUGGGACACUCCUGGACAGUGAUCCUGAUGUCUGUUCUGAGUUGUGCACUCAAGGGUGUGAUAACCAGCCCCACUCGGCGCCAUGGCAUCUGCCGAGCCCCUGACGGCGCUGUCCCGCUGGUACCUGUAUGCCAUCCACGGCUACUUCUGCGAGGUGAUGUUCACGGCGGCCUGGGAGUUCGUGGUGAACUUUAACUGGAAGUUCCCUGGGGUUACGAGCGUGUGGGCUCUCUUCAUCUACGGCACCUCCAUCCUCAUCGUGGAGCGCAUGUACCUGCGCCUGCGCGGCCGCUGCCCACUGCUGGUGCGCUGCCUCAUCUACACGCUUUGGACCUACCUGUGGGAGUUCACCACCGGCUUCAUCCUGCGCCAGUUCAACGCCUGUCCCUGGGACUAUUCCCAGUUCGACUUUGACUUCAUGGGCCUCAUCACCCUGGAGUACGCCGUGCCCUGGUUCUGCGGGUCCCUCAUCAUGGAGCAGUUCAUCAUCCGCAACACCCUCCGCCUCCGCUUUGACAAGGACGCUGAGCCCGGGGAGCCCAGUGGCCCCCUGGCGAUGGCCAACGGCCACGUCAAGACAGACUGAAUGGGGCUGGUGGGUGGGGCCCGGGGCUCUCUCAUGGACCCCGUGGACAGAGGUACCAAGCUGGUGGGGUUACGUCUUCUGAACAGCACAAGCCCUGGCCCGGGUCUGGCCUCAGCCCCUUAGGGCACACACCCUCGCCGUCCACCGGGGGCGGGACCGGGGGCGGGGCCAGGUGUGGGGGGCGGGUGUCGAGGUAGCCCGGGGACUCUGGGAAGGGUCUGUGGAUCCCUGCCCAGCUCAGAGGCUGGCGGCCAGAGGCCUAUGGCUAAGCAGCGAUUUGACCACCUGGGUGACUUUGGAAGCAGCAGGCCCUGUCCUGGCUAAGGGACUCUGAGAAUGGGGCAGAAGAUGAGAAGCCUGAGGAGGCCUGAGGAGGCUCUGGGCUGCUGCGAGGCCUCCUCUCUCCUCUCACGUGGUUUAAGUUGGGCUUUGGCUGGUUCCAUUAGGCAAUAUUCAGGUGCUUGCUUGCAACCAAUACCUCCCCGGGGGCCUGCUGAGCUGCAGCCUAAGGACAGACUGGGCAGCCAGGAGGCUGCUUGGCAGUAGUGCUGGUCUGCCAGGGCUGGAGGCCUUCCCUUGGCUCCUCUCCCCUCCCCCAGGGCUCCAACGCUCCCUUGGCCUUCUGGGGACCCCCCCACCCUGGUGCUGGAUUCCCACCAACCUUGGGCUUUUGGAGGUUUCAAUCCCUGUGUGUUCGGUGGCGUUUCCCCCCUUUCUCUUUUAUUUUCAAGGCUUUUACCACUAGCAGCCCCUUUAUCCGUGUCUGUCAUCCCCACCGGCCCCCCUCCCCAACUCCCUGAUCAACACAGCAGCUGCCAGAGAUAGAACCCUGAGACAGACCCUGCCCACCCUGUUGCCGCCUUCCCUCCACUAUUUCUGCUGGCCUGAUGACUGGGAAGUUCCCCUUUUACACCUCCCC